This is a messenger RNA of Trypanosoma cruzi, 2037 nucleotides long. Its product is annotated as MCAK-like kinesin, putative. Gene Ontology annotation, molecular function: microtubule binding; ATP binding; microtubule motor activity. The transcript has a single exon. The record is from RefSeq and is a predicted model, not a curated record. NCBI's taxonomy places the organism in Eukaryota, Euglenozoa, Kinetoplastea, Trypanosomatida, Trypanosomatidae. Gene Ontology annotation, biological process: microtubule-based movement. Bases 1 to 2037 code for a protein of 678 amino acids.
AUGUCUUCAUGGGAGCUUCAGUUGGUGGAGGUGCUUGAGCGGUACUCAAUUGGUCACCUCAUUGGAAGAUUUAUGGACGCCGGAAUGUCGUGUGAUGACCUCUUGUCACUUCACAUUGACCAGUACCGCAACUACGGCGUCACCGAUGAUGAGAAGAUCCAUUUGUACCAGGCAAUACAGCACCUUCGACGGGAGGCGAAUGGGAGAAUAAAGCCCUCGUCGCCCGAGGAUUCCCUGAUGAUGAUGCCAACGUUUUCAGUAAGGCCAACAAUGUCAGCAGACAUAGAUGAACUCUCGGAUGAAAAGGAAAGCAGGGAAAGGCAGUACACAGAGCGCGGCACGACGGUCUUAACAAAGUCCGCCGACAGUCGGGAGAUCAAACGGCGUAAAAGCCGCAUUGUCGUGGCAGUUCGAAAACGGCCCUUGAACCUUGUUGAGUCACAGCGUGGCUUUGCAGAUGUGAUAUCGACGAAUAGCCUGGAUGAGCUUCUGCUUGCGGAGCCGCGCCAGAAGGUGGAUCUCACAAAGUACACGCAUACGCACCGGUUUUUCUUUGAUGAAGUUUUUGCGGAAACGGCCACGAACGCCGAUGUGUACCGUCGCACGGCCGCCACAUUAAUCGACACCGUCUUUGAGGGCGGGUUUGCCACGUGCUUUGCGUAUGGGCAGACAGGAAGUGGGAAGACGCACACAAUGUUGGGGAGCGGAACAGAGCCUGGUAUUUACGCCCUCGCCGCGGAAGAAAUGUUCGCCCGCAUUGACAGUGGCAAAGAUCUUUACGUGUCUUUCUAUGAGAUAUAUAGCGGAAAGUUGUAUGACCUGUUGAAUGGACGUCAGUCGCUGCGAUGCCUUGAGGACGGCAAACAGAACGUAAACAUCUGCGGGCUGACGGAGCACCUUCAAGCAGACGUGCGUAGCAUCAUGCGACUUAUUGAGGAGGGAAACCGCAUCCGAAGCAGCGGCACGACAGGCGCCAAUGACACAAGCUCUCGUUCCCAUGCCAUCCUCGAGAUCAAGGCCCGUGGACGCGAGGACAAGAAGUUGUUUGGCAAAUUUACAUUUAUUGACCUUGCCGGGAGUGAGCGGGGCGCAGACACGCUGGACUGCGACCGUCAGACACGCAUAGAAGGGGCGCAAAUCAACAAGAGCCUGCUGGCACUGAAGGAAUGCAUCCGAUCGCUUGAUCUUAACCGUCGCCACGUUCCAUUUCGCGGGUCGAAGCUGACGGAAGUGCUUCGAGACUCGUUUGUAGGCAACUGUCGUACCGUCAUGAUUGGUGCGGUGUCACCGGCGAGCAACAGCUGCGAACACACCUUAAAUACAUUGCGUUAUGCGGAUCGCGUAAAGGAGUUGAAGAAGAGCAUCGGGGAGCGGCGACCCAUUGAAGAAAACGAACACAGCGAACUUCUCUUUGAAAAGAAACCGCCCAUGCCUGCAGCACGUCCAUCCAUCAACGGCCGACUUUCCACACCACCAGUGAGUGUGGUGAACCUCCCUAAUAACAAGAACGGCAACAAGGGCAACAGCAAGGGCGGCGGUAAAUGCAAGAGCAACGGCGCCAACUUGGCUGCGUGGACAAGCGAGGGAAGUCGGCGCUCAGGAGUGAUGCGUCCAAGUGGUCUUUUGCCUGCCAAGGCAUUAGAAACCAAUCGUGGCGAAAUUGGUUACAAGCGCGGCCGAGAGUUUGAUGACCAGCAACAACAAGCAGAGCUGUUGGCACGAAAGAGUGUGGACCUGGACAUUGGGGUUCGCUACGACAGGGUAGUGGACGAAAUUGUCAAGCUGGAGCACGUGUGUGUGCAGACCCAUCGUCGUUACUUGGAUGAAGACAUGAAAAUCAUUAAAGAGGAAUUUGCGCAGAUUAUGUCGGUAGAGAUGCCGAACUCGGAUAUUGAUGCAUACGUAACUAACGUUCUUAACCUCCUCAAUAACAAACUGCAGGCUAUCCAUCAGUUUCAAGGGGAAAUGUUGCGGCUGCGGAGUAUGCUAGACGAGGAGGAAGCGCUCUCUCGUCAGCUUGAACAGAGUGGGCAGUAG